This is a messenger RNA of Sphenostylis stenocarpa, 685 nucleotides long. The record is from the annotation of a GenBank genome assembly. Lineage: Eukaryota; Viridiplantae; Streptophyta; Magnoliopsida; Fabales; Fabaceae.
CUUGUUGAGCGGUUUUGUUGUGCUGUGUGGUCUAGGUAUGGAGACAGAAGAGAGGAACCAGAAAGGGUGCAAGGGUUCGGAGCCAGAGUUUUUCUUGCAGUGGGGGCACAGGAAGCGGCUGAGAUGUGUGAGGGUGAAGGACCCUCGGAUUUCAACGAGGCUCAACGGUGGAAUCAGAAGGAAACUUGGUUCUGCACUAGAUCAUCGCUCUGGGGUCACUGUGGCGGAGAAAGAAGCCUCUCAUAAUCAUCAUCAACAACCCAAUCGCCUCACAAGGAAUUCCGAUGGAGCGAUUCUCCGGUCGUCGGUGGGCGAGACUAGGAAAUCAGCGUCGCCGGAGAAGGAAGAUCGGUACUACACGACGAGGGGUUCGGCGGAGGAGAGCGGCAAAGUCACCGGCGACGGUAACAACGGCGAGGAUCGAGCCCUAGUGUGGCCAAAGCUUUACAUCACUCUUUCAAGCAAGGAGAAAGAGGAAGACUUUCUGGCCAUGAAGGGUUGCAAGCUUCCUCAGCGACCAAAAAAGAGGGCGAAACUCAUCCAAAGAAGCUUACUUUUGGUGAGCCCUGGGGCGUGGUUGACUGAUAUGUGCCAAGAGAGAUAUGAAGUUCGGGAGAAGAAAAGUAACAAGAAGAGACCAAGAGGGUUGAAGGCCAUGGGAAGCAUGGAGAGUGAUUCUGAAUGA